This is a messenger RNA of Perognathus longimembris pacificus (Pacific pocket mouse), 2341 nucleotides long. RefSeq names its product RAB27B, member RAS oncogene family (gene Rab27b). Gene Ontology annotation, cellular component: melanosome; secretory granule. NCBI's taxonomy places the organism in Eukaryota, Metazoa, Chordata, Mammalia, Rodentia, Heteromyidae. Gene Ontology annotation, molecular function: GTPase activity; GTP binding. The record is from RefSeq and is a predicted model, not a curated record. Gene Ontology annotation, biological process: melanosome transport; positive regulation of exocytosis. The transcript is spliced from 6 exons. Bases 230 to 886 code for a protein of 218 amino acids.
CCGGGGACCGCCCAGCGUUGCGGAGAUCCGAAGCCACAGGUUGGAAUCGCAGGAGCGGUGCCCAGCCCGGUCCCUGGGAAGCCGAGCUCCGGUGCGCAGGGGCCGCCCGGAGUCCCUGGGCUUGGGAAGGCAGGGAAGGCAGGAAGGAAAGGGAAAGAAACGUCGCUGAAAUCCGACACCAGCUUUCUGGCCAGGGAACCCCGCAGGCUGGCCACCCAAGACCACCACUAUGACCGAUGGAGACUAUGAUUAUCUGAUCAAACUCCUGGCUCUUGGAGAUUCAGGGGUGGGAAAGACAACAUUUCUUUAUAGAUACACGGAUAAUAAAUUCAAUCCCAAAUUCAUCACUACAGUAGGAAUAGAUUUCCGGGAAAAACGUGUGGUUUACAAUACCCAAGGACCAAAUGGAUCUUCGGGGAAAGCAUUCAAGGUACAUCUUCAGCUUUGGGAUACAGCAGGACAAGAGCGGUUCCGGAGCCUCACUACCGCAUUCUUCAGAGAUGCCAUGGGCUUCUUAUUAAUGUUUGACCUCACCAAUCAGCAGAGCUUCUUAAAUGUCAGAAACUGGAUGAGCCAACUGCAAGCCAACGCUUACUGUGAAAAUCCAGAUAUAGUAUUAAUUGGCAACAAGGCAGACCUGCCAGACCAGAGGGAAGUCAAUGAGCGGCAAGCACGGGAACUGGCUGAGAAAUAUGGCAUACCCUAUUUUGAAACAAGUGCAGCGACUGGACAGAAUGUAGAGAAGUCAGUGGAAAAUCUCCUGGAUUUAAUAAUGAAGCGGAUGGAACAGUGUGUGGAGAAGACACAAGUCCCAGACGCUGUCAAUGGUGGAAAUUCUGGAAAGCUGGAUGGAGAAAAGACAGUGGAAAGGAAAUGUGCCUGCUAAGCUACUUAGGGACUGAUAACUGAGAACCUUUCCCAGGUAUUACUGCCCCAAACAAUGGCAGCGCACAAAAUCGUUGAGUAGACCAUGCAUAAGGGUAGGUCUUUCUUUUUCCUGCCAGAUCAUGUAUUCUAAGAAACCAGAAUAGUCAAACAAAUUGAUCAGCUCUUCUGAAUCCCUUCCAAACCAAAAACUCAACAAUUUCUCAAGGUGAUGCUCAGGUUUUGGUUUUUAUUUUUUUUUUAAUAAAGAAUCUGAGUUUAUAUGAAAGCAUACAGGAAGAAAUGUCAGUGAGUUUAUAUGGGCCACAAAGGGGAGAACACAGAAUUUUUUUUUAAUUGGGCUUAACUUACCCAGAGUAUGAUUCACUGGGGAAAACAUGUUAGUUAAAAGUAGAUACAAAAUAAAGAAAUCCACAUGGUCCAUUAAGAAUAACAUUACUGUGCCCACACAGUAAACUGUAGUGGAAUGAUUAAGUUGCUGAUAAGGUUAUAAGUGGCUGAAUGUCAGACUUCUACUAAGAUGUAGGAAAUUGUGUAAUGAUGCUAUUUUUAUAUUUUUAAUAAAUGGCACAGUGGUAGGCACAGGACUGGAAUAACCAAGUUUGAGAGAAAUGGCCCGGAAGGAAAAUAAAAUAAAGGAAUAUGGCAUUUGGAUAGUUUAUAGCUGUCUGGGAGAGUUACUUGGCCAAAUUUCACUCCGGCCAAUUAAAAGCUGACAUUGGGAUUAAGAGAAUUUCCAUUACUAAGAGGUUUUCCAUUUUAAACAAAAUUUAGGGAUUGAUUUGGAGGCACUCAGAUUCACGUCUUGUUUUUCCUUAGCAAAUGUUGAAUAGUCACAAGGAAAAAUAAACCAUCACUGUUUCUUAAAUGUCUCUUUAAAAGAUAAUCAAGAAAAUUUAUACAGACUUGAUUUUUUUUAAGGUUAAACUUCCUGGUGACCUGAAACAAAAAGUGACUGGUAGUUAUGGGUUUUCUUUUAUUUUGUGAAAGUAAUGUUUAAAUCAUAUUUUCCUCCAACUCACACUCACUUAUAGCUUUUGAGCCAUUUAUAGAAAUGCAGAUGCAUCACUUUGCAAACCAACAACUUCAGGAUAAUGAGAAAUGAAUUUUGUGGUCACUGUGAAUCUUAAUGUCAUUAAAAUUGGUAAUACUCCAUGUCUUAUUAUAACAUUUUUAUUUUGACAAAGGGAAAUGCCUACAGUUGAGCUAUAUUUGAAUGUAGAGCAGAGAUAGAGCUUUAUUUUAUCUCACCAAACGUGAUCAGUUUAUUUUUUUUUCACAAAACGCUGCCUUCCUUUUUCUUUCUAAAAAUGAUCAUGAAAAUAACUUCAGUUGUCUAUUGUUAUCACUGUGACAACUGCCAUUUCAUUAAUGUUUUUAUUCUUGGUUUUUGAGACACACAAGCCAUUCAUCUCAAAACACCAUUUUAUUUUAUUUUUACCAGUCCUGGGGCUCG